AUGUUCAGGGCGCUUCAGCCUCCCCAAAAUGCGCUCUCACCGCACGCCGCGUCAGCCGUCACCAGCACCACCAUCCAUUGUCGUCGACCGUGUCUAUUGUUUCCUCGUAGCGUGACAGCGAAGAGGAGCCACUGCCGUUCUUUCGCAGUGAAGUCCACGACGUCGUUUGGUGACUACUUCGGUUUUCCGUUUGCCAAGUACUCCUCGACGCAGUUUGGCCACGGGGUCUUCUCGAAGGUAUUCUCGACGCGCGUGGCGGGUAGUGGAAAUCAGAAGGAACGGUCGAAGGCUGUCCUCGUUCGUGGAAAGGAGAACGACGAGAGUGUAAUAAGCGACGAUGCGUCUAUAGAUGUUGACAAUGUGGCUUCUGGAAAGAGUUUGGGUGACGAGAAGAAGGGGUCGUCACGCACCGCAAGUGGAAAAGAAGAGGACGCGAAAACUGCGAAGAAGAAAACGGUGAAGAAGAAGAAGAAGCCUUCGCUGAGCAAGAAGGUGUCUGCUGCAAGCAUUUCCGCGCAAGAGGAGUGUGUUGCAGAAGUUUCUGGAAAAUCUUCCAAAGGGAAAAAGAAGAAGGUUUCCAAGAAUGACACUAAUACUGUGGUUAUUCAAAAGAGUUCAAUUGAGAGUGCAACUGAAGAAACACAGGAUAAUUCUGCCUCUGUGGAAGAUGUGUUGAAGAAGAGAAAUGGGAAUUCUAGUCUGAUUGAAGAGACAAAACCCCUAUGGAAUUUUACGUACAAACCAUUGUAUCCUCCCUCUGGAAAGUCUGUGGUGGUUGUGGAAUCUGUUACAAAGGCAAAGGUUAUUAAGGGAUACCUUGGUGAUAUGUAUGAAGUCUUGCCAAGUUACGGUCAUGUGAGAGACUUGGCUGCAAGAUCUGGGUCGGUGCGACCUGAUGAAGAUUUUAGUAUGGUGUGGGAGGUUCCGUCGCCUGCCUGGACUCAUCUGAAGAGCAUCAAUGUUGCUCUGAGCGGGUACAUUUUCCCACCCCUCACUCCACUUGCUUCUGUUUUUGGCAGCAUUGGAUUGUUAUGGUGA
Messenger RNA from Sphenostylis stenocarpa, 1038 nucleotides. The record is from the annotation of a GenBank genome assembly. Lineage: Eukaryota; Viridiplantae; Streptophyta; Magnoliopsida; Fabales; Fabaceae.